Molecule: messenger RNA, 2591 nt
Organism: Glycine soja
Lineage: Eukaryota; Viridiplantae; Streptophyta; Magnoliopsida; Fabales; Fabaceae
Product: cation/H(+) antiporter 15-like
Exons: 3
Coding region: 1-2493 (830 amino acids)
Biological process (GO): regulation of pH; proton transmembrane transport
Cellular component (GO): membrane; endomembrane system
Molecular function (GO): antiporter activity
Source: RefSeq, a predicted model, not a curated record
AUGAAUUCCUCCGACUUUGGAACCAACGAUUUCAUUUUGAUAAACUCAAACAACUCGCUGCAUGUCUGUUUCAAUAGUAGCACAUACCAUGGUUCGAGCCUUUGGUUGGAAAAUUCCGUGGAGAAAACACUACCCGAAUUUGUCCUGCAAUUUGCAAUUAUCCUAGCAGUCAACCGAUUUUUGCUCCUUGUUUCUGAACAAUGCCAUGUACCUCAUAUUGUUGCCAAUAUUUUUACGGGUUUUCUAUUUGGUCCAUCUGUUCUGGGACGUUGGAAUGCUUUUAUCAAAAACGCAUUUCCUUUCAGUAACAUGAUACCAUUUGAAACCGUGGGAGGGAUGGUCCUUGUUUACUACGUGUUCUUUGUAGGUCUAGAGAUAGACUUGAAACCAAUAACGGGAUUUCACAAGAAGGCCAUGGUUAUUGUCAUUUCCUGCACAAUCUUCACCUUACCAAUAGGGUUUGGCUUGUACUACAUGCUUGUCACCGACAUGUGGCGCAAACCUUUGCCCCUUGUCAAUGCUAGGCCAAAGGGUGCAAUAUUAUGGGGAAUUACCCUUUCUUGCAGCAGUGAGUUUCCUGAGAUUGCAAAGAUCCUUUCAGACCUUAAGCUUCUCCUCACAGAAAACGGACAACUGACUCUCACUGCUUCUCUCAUCAAUGACUUGUUUUCAUGGACUCUUCUUGUGUUAGCUCUAUCUAAUUUCUAUUAUGCUUCUGGGAUAUCUUUUUUCAUAACGAUCAUGCUUGUGUUGGUGUGUUUUGUGGUACUUCACCCCUUUUUCAAGUGGCUAUUCAACAAUGCGGGUACCCGGGAUCGUGAGUUCCUUGAGUCACAAGUUAUCUUUGUGUUGCAUAUAGUUUUGGUUAUUGGGUUGUUAACUGAUGGGUUGGGUAUGCAUUCCAUUAUUGGGGCUUUCUUUUUGGGUGUUGUGAUCCCUCAAGGUGCGCUUAACAACGCGGUGCAGGACAAGGCACAUGAUUUUGUGGCUUCGUUCAUGAUGCCUUUGUUCUUUGUGACUGUUGGAGAGAGAAUUAGGAUCCAAGACUUGGCCUUGGACACUCAUUUUACAACUAUGGUGGUGGUUGUUUUGUUGGCUUUUGUGGCGAAAAUUGUGUGCACUAUGGCGGUUUCUUGGUUCUGCCUGAUGCCAAACAUGGAAGGAUUAUCCCUUGCACUGAUCAUGAAUACUAAAGGAAUAAUGCCAUUGAUCGUUCUCAGCAUCGGCAGGGACAGACGCGAACUGGACAACCAAACCUAUGGGGUGAUGCUAGUAGCAUGCUGGCUAAUGACAAUCCUAGUGGGACCAGUCUCAUUCGCUUUAACAAAAGCCUUGAAAACAAGAAACAUUCUAGGAGGCAACCGCAGGAGCAUGCAAAACACACAACCAGACUCACCCCUUAGACUACUAGCUUGCAUCCACACAAAGCGCGAUGCCAACGUGAUUAUUGACCUAUUAAAAGCCUCGUGCCCCUCGGUGAGAACCCCAAUUCAAGUCCUGGCAGUGGAACUAAACAAAAUGAACACCCGCCCCACCGCAUCACUCAUCAUAAGGGAUGCCAAAAAACCAUCCUUCACCUCAAAAUCCCCGAAACUCGACACCGAAGAUACCCUCAACAGCUUCGACAACCUCAACCAAGCCAUCUUCACGGAGAAGAUGAGAAUAAUCUCAGACUACAACUCCAUGCACAAAGACAUCUUAAACCUUGCAAGGCGUAGAGGAGUGGCGCUUAUACUAACCACACUAUACAAGCAACCAACUUACGACGGUUUGGGAGCCGGUGCCGCCACCGCAAGAGCAGUUAACAUAAUUAACCGCGACCAAGCAAGCAAAGACGAGAAGAAAGUGGUGUUGGAGAACCUAGUUAGGGAUGCACCAUGCUGUGUGGCGAUAUUUGUGGAUAGGGGGUUGAGUGGUCAUAAUAAGGAGCAACAUGUGGCGAUGUUCUACAUCUCUGGUGCAGAUGACCGAGAAGCGCUCUCAUACGCGUGGAGAAUGAGUAGAAGGCAGGAGGUGAAGUUAACGGUGGUGAGGCUGGUUUGGGAGAACCCUAAUGACGAGUUCGACGAGAAGGACAAGGAGUUCAUAAGGGGGUUUGUGGGGCAAACGAGGGAGAUGGGUAGGGUUAGGUAUUUGGAGAAGAAGGUGAGGGAUGAGAAGGAGACGGUGAAGGUGCUGGAUAAGAUAGGGAAUAAAGGGUUUGAUUUGUAUGUGGUGGGGAGAGGGCAUGGGAGGAAGAUGUCGCUGGCGCAGACGCUGGAUCCGGUGUUGGAGGAGCCUGCGUUGGGGCCUCUUGGCGAUGCUUUGACCGAUUUGAACUCUGCGGCUCAAACAUCUAUUUUGAUUUUCCAGAGACAGGCUCCGCUUGUUCAUGGGAACCAUGUCAGGUCUGCUUCGUCUGUUGCUUAUGACAAAGUGUUUGAUGCCAUGGUGGAGCAGCAACUACUAUGCCAUUCAACCAAGUUUCCAAUGCUUUUAAGUCAUUAUGCUUGAAUGUUUUCUCAUGGAUCUAGAUCCUCUUAAUUGGACUAGGAUCUCGUUGGAGUGUGCACAUUCAAUGAUUUAAUUUCCAUCCAGACAAAUUAAUCCUU